UCACACUGUUUUUAAUGUAUCAAUUUUUGAUCCGUAAAUUUUAUAGAAUAAUUUUAAAAUUGAAACAAAAUAAACAGAGUGUGUGUGCUUUAAAAUAAAACACAGUUUCUUUACGGAUACUUAGAUUGUUUGAGCAUUUUUCCUAGCUGAAUUCCCAUUUGUCUUAUUUGGUGUAUACAUAUAUAUGCAUAUGUACAUACUGCAGCAAUGGCAGACAAAUACUCUUCGGAUCUUAUGCGCAUUGUUAUUGCGCAAAUAACCCAAACAAUUGGGUACAGCUCCACACUAAGUGCACCACUGGAACUGUUGCAGGAUAUUUUGCUAAAAUUUAUGCAAGAAUUCGCACGCGAUUUGCAUGGUCAAAUGGAGCACGCAAAUCGGCUUGAGCCAAAUCUGAAGGAUGCACGCCUGACCUUAAAGAGUCUCAGCAUCAAUGUUCAUGAACUUUUGGACUAUAUUGGAAAUGUCGAGCCAGUGGCUUUUUCGCGCGAUGUUGCUGCGUUUCCCAUUAAACGAGCUUCAAAUAUGAAUUUUCUAAAGCCUGGCAGUGCAGAGACCUUGACCCGGCCAAUCUAUAUAUUUGAGUACUUGCCACCAAUGCAGCCAAACGCUGAACCAAGCGAACCACCUUCUACUGCGACUAACAUUAUUCAGGACCCUGACCUUCGAGAUCUUCAAAAUGAGUCUGAAAAGACAUUAGCAACGGAACAGGAAAGUAGCUCGAAAGUCGAUUUUGAUUCGAUCAGUAUGGUAGAAAAACGGGCCUCAAUACCAAUUGAUUCUCAGUCGCAGUCCACGCUAAUAAAUUUUCCGGUGAAUAAUAACUGUGACCCCGAUAGUGGACGGACUGUACGAGAAAUGAGUAGUGUGGUAAUGACAACAGGAGGCUUCAUUUCUCCUGCUAUUGAAGGAAAGCUCCCAGAUGCGUUCGUACCCGAUAUAAUUGAAAAAUAUAAAGGGCUACAUGCCCCGCUAAUGCCUUCCCCAGUUAUCGCUCCGCUGGAAGCUGCAGCUAAAGCGGAUACUUCACUCAAUGAAGAUCAUCGAUAUCUAAACUCAACAUCAUCCAAAUUAAAUGUGAGAGAUCAGCAGCAUAUCGAAAACCGAAACACAGCUAUAGGUAAAAACUUAAAAAAAGAAGGCCAGUUUGCAAUGCCUCAAGAGAACACGAACCCAUCGGUACCAGUCAUGUUGAAUGCCAAAGCAUCUAAGAAAAGUAAGAAACAAAAGCAUUUUUUAUCAAGCCUGUCCGGUUUGGAGAGGAGCAAGGCGGAAGUGAAUGUCCAUGGUGGUAAGGCUCAAGAAAAAGCGCAGCGAAAAGCAAUGAAAAUAUUUCAGAAACUAGCAAAGAGUCAAAAUGACGGCGGGAGUAGUCAACUUUUGCACCUGAAAAAAUCAAAGAAGCGUAUUAAUCGGGGAGCAUUCCCAUCUCUCCCAGACGGAUCUUCGGAAAGAAUAAAAUUGGAAAAGAUCUUAAAGAAACAAGCUAAACAAAGACAAAAACAGUUACAGGGCCGGCAGUCUGAGCUUGAGAGAAAGCCCAUAGAUAUUGCCCCAACCACCUGCGACCAUGCUCAUACUCCACUGACUUCAAAAGCUACAGCGAAAAGUAACGAAGAAACUACUCUCAAAAGUAAUGCUGAUAGUCGGAUAACUGUAGGCGCACAUAUGAAGAAUCAUGAAGAACUUCCAUUAGAAGGACCUGCAUCGGAGGCAGUGGGAACCCUGGGACCGCAAAUAGGACUACCAGCAACAAGGAAGCAUAACAACGAGCCAGAACGUAACAAAUUGGACAUUUUUAAGAAAAUUUCAAAACCAAAAACGCCAAGGUUAGAGGGAUCAGGUCCAUCGGGCACUCUAGGUACGACAGUAAAUCUAUUUGAAAGCACUGCUAGCAGUCCACCAUUGAUUAAUUUACCAUCCGGAACGACCAUAACACCAGCGCCAGCUCUGGGACUCAGUAUAGAACACAUGAAUGUGGGAAGCAGUAUUUCAGCAGUUGCUCAUCAAACGAUACCUAGCUACGGCGUUUUGAUGCCAACUCCACAACCACCAUCAACUCACGAAACUGUUGACCUAUUAAUCAUAGAUUCAGCAAAGCCAAAGAAGCGAGGACGAAAACCAGGUGGAAAAAAUCAAACCAAGAUCAAUCACUCUGCCACUGACACUGCAGCGCAGCUGGUGCCGCAACCUGCAAUGCAAUCAAUGAAAAAGGGCAAGCAAAACAAUAUAAAUUCGCUCUCAGUGUCAUCAUCUGCAUUGCUGAUGAAUCCCAGUUUGGUCCCUAUAAAUAUACCAACGGAGCCCCUUAACUUGAGUAAUGUACCUCAAGGUAAGCUAAAAGAGAAAAAGGAACGAAAGAAAUACAAAACAAAAUAUGACUCUUUAUUGCCCGAUAAUGAGAAGGAAAAGGAAAUAGGUUACAAUGAUCACUCAAUCGAGAAUACCUCCCGGACGAAACCUACUGUACAUGCUACUAAACCCAGUGCUAUUAUUCCUAGUCCUGGCCAAUAUAUGGCGGUCGGCGGGGGUAUGCCACAUUCGUCUUUAUAUCCCAGCAAUCCAACGGGAAUAGUGCCACUGCUACCACUUUUACACUUUCCGCCACGACCAGGUCUGAUACCUUCCGGGCCAGGACUUUUUCCGGCGACGGCUGGUCUGGUCGGGUAUGGAAAUAGCGUUUCCAUGCCACCAUUCAUGCCCUUCUCAGGAACAAGUGGAGCCGUUACUGAUUCCGUUUGCCGUCCAUCCGCUGUUGAUACUAGUGAAACAGAUCAAGUCGGCCAGUUUCUCAGAGUGCCCUCCGCCCAAACUGAUUCUCAGACGGAGCGAAACUAUUGCAAUGUUGCUCCACUGGUUCCAGAGUCCAUGAAGUUUAGUGUAGGUGGAGCAGUAACUGGAGCUACCACGGGGCUGACUAGUGCAGAAGCUGUGUCAAAACUAAAGACGAAAACCUCUACACAGGCUACCGGCAAUCUCGGUGAUCCGAUUGAGGUGUCAGAUGACUCUGAUGAACCAACACAAAAUAAGAAACAAUUAGUUCCAAGGCAAUCCCCGACGAACCUUGGCAGAUCGAACAUGAUACAGCCGCAACUUCUUCCGUAUGCAACAACACCAGCUACAUCCAUAGAUGAUUCUCAAUUGCAUUCAAGGGGCAUACUCCAUCCGCCCGUUUCUCCAAAUUCGUGUGAACCCAUCAAGAAGUUUAAAAAACAAUCGAAGCUUGACCAUUCAGAUGUUAAAAUGUUAGCUAACACAACACCUUCCUGCAAUACCCCCUGUUUUCCCCAAUUUAAUAUGCCCAACUUCAAGGGCGGCGACAAGUUUAGUUUAGCUGGUGGCGCGGAUCUCAUCCCAUUAUCACGGCUGGAAUGCGGUCUGUCGUAUUCUUCUCAAGCAGUUCCCGCCACAAGUUUGUCAGCUGGCGCAACAUCAGGAUCGAGUUCUGGCCUGGUACCCGCACAGCUGAAUAUUUCCGAGGAUCAGAAGUUUAUGCCAAGCUUUUCCAGCUACGAGGAUAUAACAAUUACACCAACCAGCACAUUGCCUAUGGGACAGGGGGCAGAUGAACUAAAUAUGCGAAAACUUCAUAAAAAGCUCAAAAGACCAAAGGAGGGAAAAGUGAAAAAGAAGAAAGACAAAAAGGAUAAAUCCAAGGAAAAGGAAAGAAAUGGCAGUACUAUUCAUAAAAGCGAAAAAAAAAUCAAAGGGCCCGACAAGAAACAAAAGAAGGACAAGAAGAAAGACAAGCAGAUAAUAAACCCUAUCCCGGCUGAUGCAGAAGAUUUCCAAAACAAUCAUCAUCUGCCUGAAUCUAACGAACGUAGCUCUAGUUGCGAAGUCUUUUCUGGGGUAUCUGUAAUGCAAUCCAUUCCAAUCCAAUCAUCACCAGCAUACUCGCCAAUUGCUCCCCACUACACCUCACCAAAAUUGGAGGUUUCCCCAAAUCCUGUCCCAAAACUUACACUGAAACUAGGUGGUAAAUCCACACCGCUACCGUGUGUUGACAAGGAUAGAGACGCACAGGACGCAAGUAUCGUACAACAUUCAACUAUGGGCCAUCCAAGCAAAAGAGAACGCGAACGGGAGGAUUCCCCAGAACUAGCUCGCUUUUCCCCAUUGGUUACUGGGCCACCCAAGGCGAAGCCAUGUGAAACUCCAUUCUCAAGCAUAUCAAGCAAUACGGCAGUGCCUUCAAGCAACUCUAACACGACCAACAGUCCGGUGAAGCCUUUAACUUUAUCUUUGUCUGCCAUGGCGCCCCAGAUGCUGACAAGCCAUCCAACUGCUCCUAAUUCAGGCGGUUGGAUGUCGAAUACUAACAAUAAUGCAAUAGCUUCGUCCACGCUUUCGGCCAGCUCUGUUUUGUUACCACAACAAUUGAUGUUGGCGUCCAAGCCGAUUGUCAAUAACUUUUCUUCAGUAAUGGGAAUAAACGCAGGGACGCUGUUGCCUGUUGAACCCAACCAUUCCCCAGACUGUCCUCCACAAAUAGUGGAAUUAAAUCGCCCGUCAUCGUACGUCGAUGCCGAAGGUAAUCGGAUCUGGAUUUGCCCGGCAUGCGGAAAGGUGGAUGAUGGCUCCGCAAUGAUUGGCUGUGACGGCUGCGACGCUUGGUACCAUUGGACCUGUGUUGGUAUCACUGUUGCUCCGAAGGACAAUGACGAUUGGUUCUGCCGCGUUUGCAUUAUUAAAAAAAAAGUACAUGGCUCAGAGAAGAAAAAGAAGCGAAACAAGAAAAAGUAACUGGGACUUAGUCGCCCUUAGAUUAUAAGAAAAAAAACCCCAUCAAAUCAACAGUUUUAUUGUAUUGUUUAUGUAUAUAUGUUCAAUAAAGAUUUAUUAUGUAGAAAAAAACCAAGCAAUAGAUAUCCGGACAUUGGCCAUUUUUUAUGAGUACACAUGUGUGCCCCCGAAUUUACGAAUAUACGAAAGUAGAGUACAUACAUACCUACAUAUAUGUACAAAUGUUCUACAGAUGAUUUUUUACAAAUUAUAAUUGCACACCGAAACCGAUU
Messenger RNA from Drosophila miranda, 5018 nucleotides. RefSeq lists its product as uncharacterized. The record is from RefSeq and is a predicted model, not a curated record. Gene Ontology annotation, molecular function: protein heterodimerization activity. NCBI's taxonomy places the organism in Eukaryota, Metazoa, Arthropoda, Insecta, Diptera, Drosophilidae. Gene Ontology annotation, cellular component: transcription factor TFIID complex. The coding region runs from base 208 to 4746 and encodes 1512 amino acids. The transcript has 8 exons.